Anthonomus grandis grandis is the source of this 1566-nucleotide messenger RNA. RefSeq names its product UDP-xylose and UDP-N-acetylglucosamine transporter (gene Efr). Bases 234 to 1280 code for a protein of 348 amino acids. Gene Ontology annotation, cellular component: endoplasmic reticulum membrane; Golgi membrane. The transcript is spliced from 6 exons. NCBI's taxonomy places the organism in Eukaryota, Metazoa, Arthropoda, Insecta, Coleoptera, Curculionidae. Gene Ontology annotation, molecular function: UDP-xylose transmembrane transporter activity; UDP-N-acetylglucosamine transmembrane transporter activity. Gene Ontology annotation, biological process: transmembrane transport. The record is from RefSeq and is a predicted model, not a curated record.
UGAAAAAAGUUAUUUAGGUGGUGGGAUACGGCGGAUGGCUCAAGGAUCAAGGUUCUUUAGGAAAAUCUUGAUUGUCUUAUCCUAGUGAUUGGUAAUUUAUCUUUUGAUUUCAUUUUUAAUAAUAGAUUUGAAGGUACAAGAUUAGAUUAGACUGAUUAGAGAAGUUUUGGUUCCUAUUAGUUAAUUAUUAACUAGUAAGUCAGUAUUAUUUAAAGAGCUUUUAACACACAAAAAUGAAUUCCAAGGCAUACCUCGCCAUAUUUAUGGUGAUUUUGGGCUGUAUGUUGAAUAAUGUCUUUCUCGAAUAUAUUAUUAAGUUGGACCCAGGCUCUGGCCACUUAAUAACAGCUUUACAGUUCUUAUUCAUCGCUCUCCAUGGAUUAAUUUUCACUUCAAAAUUUGGCACUGUAAAGCCCAAGGUUCCUUUUAAGGAAUAUCUGAAGCUAGUAGCAUUUUUUUUUGCAACAAGCGUCAUUAACAACUGGGCUUUCGCCUUCCAUAUACCAGUUCCUUUGCAUUUUAUUUUUAGAGCCGGUUCUCUAAUUGCUAAUAUGCUUAUGGGCAUUUUAAUUUUGAAAAGAAAAUAUACCAUUGAAAAGUAUUUAUCUGUAUUUAUGAUUACUACUGGCAUUGUUAUUUGUACAUUGUAUUCUUCAAAAGAGGUUGGCAAGUGCACUGACUGUGAUAAUGUUUCUGGCAAUCAAGAAUCAAUAGGUUCAUCAGAAGAAAAUGAAGUAGAUGCAAGUAAAAUAUUUUGGUGGGUUAUUGGUAUAGUUUUGUUGACUGGAGCACUGCUUCUUUCUGCUAGAAUGGGAAUUUAUCAAGAGACAUUGUAUAAAAAAUUUGGCAAACAUCCUGAAGAAGCCUUGUUUUAUACACAUCUGUAUUCUCUUCCUGGCUUCUUCUUAUAUUCAAGUAGUAUAAUGGAACACAUAGCAGUUGCUUCUAGCAGUGAGCCAAUCCAAAUACCAUUUACCAGUCUGGUAUUACCACUAAUAUGGAUUUAUUUAUUAUUGAAUGUCGUGACACAAUACAUGUGUAUCAGCUCAGUAUAUGUACUAACAACCGAAUGUACAUCUUUAACAGUAACUUUAGUUUUAACACUUAGAAAAUUUUUAUCACUAGUGUUCAGUAUUGUAUAUUUUCAAAAUCCAUUUACUAUUGCUCAUUGGUUUGGUACAAUUUUGGUGUUUGGUGGAACUUUACUUUUCGCUGAAGUACCACACAGGAUGAUGGCUAGUUUGAGAACUAAACCAAAAACAGACAAGAAGACUAAUUGAUGAUUGUUUGGUUGAUUUGUUAAUUUGAGGAAAGUUGAUUAUUAAUUAUUAAUUUUAUGUACCAUUGUAUAAAGUAAUUUAAUUCUGAUUUUUUUUCCUUAAAUCAUAAAAAUAUAAGUAAAAUCUUUCCUCAAAGCAUUUCAGAGUCAAUUUGUAAAGGCUAGUCUGACCAAAUAGUAUAAUUGCAGAGAUUUUUAAAUGUUGUUAGCUUGACGUUAUGUUAUUUUUUAAUACAUACGUAAUUUAAUUUGUUUCCUGUUAAAUGAUAAAUAAAAUUUGAUAGAAA